This is a messenger RNA of Bemisia tabaci, 2305 nucleotides long. RefSeq names its product sialin. NCBI's taxonomy places the organism in Eukaryota, Metazoa, Arthropoda, Insecta, Hemiptera, Aleyrodidae. Gene Ontology annotation, cellular component: membrane. The record is from RefSeq and is a predicted model, not a curated record. Gene Ontology annotation, molecular function: transmembrane transporter activity. Gene Ontology annotation, biological process: transmembrane transport; monoatomic anion transport.
CAGUCUCGUUUGUCCCACGUGCGUCUCCACUCCUCGUCUCCGACUCGAUCCAUCCCGCGUAAACAGAUCCGAUUCCGCGUUCCGCAGGGAUUUUGCAUCCAACUGCACUCGUGCAAAAGCGCAAACAGAAAAAAAAGUCAUGAGGCUUUACGCGACCAAACGAUACAAACAUCAUUUUGGAGAGCGGUAUUAUUAGUUAUCUUAUCUUAAUUGUACUUGGACGCACAAAUUGAUGUUCGGAACCGUUAGGAUAGUUCGUCAGUAUAGUGCUCCUCCGAUUGAUUUCAACAUCGCUGCAGUGAUUUUUCUUCGUGUUUGAAAGUUUCGGUGAUUUUUCCGCUCUUGAGAUGUUCGGGGGUUGAUUGGUGAAAUUUAGUUUUAUGCAGUGCGAAACAGGACUAACUGAUAAUGGUUCUCGCCCGAACCACGCUAUGGUACAUAGCGUUUUGCGGAUUCGCGGUGAAUUACAUGAUCCGGCUCAACAUAAACAUUGCCAUCGUUGGCAUGGUGAGACCGAAACGUCAAAGCAUAGAAGUGACGAAUUUUGCCCAAGUGGGUAACGCAACUGAUACACAACAAGACAAUGUUACUCACUCUGGCCUGGAGACGACACAUUUCCUGACUGGACCUUUAAAAGGCAGCCUGAACGUUACGGAGGUGGAUCUAGCUACAAAUUUGAAUGAUCUAAAGAGGCUGGACAACUUAUUCGAAUGGGACGAGAUCCAGCAAGGUCAUGUUUUGGGAGCAUUUUUUUGGUUGCACUGGGUGUCGCAAGUCCCGGGCGGUAUGUUGGCACGUAAAUACGGAACGAAGAAAGUCUUUGGACUGGCCAAUUUAUGCAUAAGUCUCAUGGCUUACCUCAUACCCUUCUGCGCAAAAUGGAGCUUUGGGGCUUUGGUGGCUAUUAGAAGUUUACAGGGGAUCGUCAGCGGGUUUUCAUGGCCUGCCAUGCAUCACAUGACUGCGAUAUGGAUUCCACAACACGAGAGGAGUAAAUUCGUCUCUGCUUACUUAGGAAGCUCUUUCGGAGCAGCGCUGACCUAUCCUCUAUGCGGGUUCAUCAUGGACAAACUGUCCUGGGAGUGGGUGUUCCACAUCACGGCGACGAUAGGGGUCGUGUGGUACGCGUUUUGGUGCUGGUUGGUCUACGACACCCCCGCCCAACACCCGACCAUCUCGGCCAAGGAGAGGGAGUAUAUCCUCAUGAGCAACGGGGGAAUGACGCAUCAGAGGAAGAUGUUACCUCCAGUUCCAUGGCGAGAGAUAUUAACGUCCACUGCUGUGAACAUGAAUGUCAUCGGGCAGUUUGGCGGCAUAUGGGGGUUGUUCACCCUUAUGACCCAGGCUCCGACGUACCUCAAAGUCAUUCAUGGCAUCAACAUUAAAAUGAAUGGCAUUUAUUCCGGAUUACCUCAUUUAUGCCGGUGGGGAUUUUCAUACGGGUUUGCAAUUUUCUGUGAUAAACUACUACGAAGCGGUAGAUUUAGCAAAACUCUAGUCCGAAAAAUAGCAACAACGUUCAGUACCAUUAUUCAAGGGCUGUUAGUGUGGGGUUUGGCGUAUUCGGGCCACAACACACCCCUCGCAAUAUUCUUCCUCGUGACAGCCACCAUGGUCAACGGGGCCGUUUCUUCCGGGCCUCUGGCCAGUUUGGUUGACCUCAGUCCAAAUUUCGCAGGUGUUCUGCAAGGGAUAAGUGGGAUGAUAAGCGUGUUCCCUGGAUUCAUUUCUCCGGUUGCGGUUGCUUAUCUCACAUUAGGAAGUCAAACGGUGGAGCAAUGGCAAAAAGUAUUCGUCUUGUCGACGGCGAUAAUGGUCAUCUCAGGAGUCAUAUACGACGUUUUCGCCACAUCCGAACUGCAGCCGUGGAACGACGGUAGCAAGUCUACGGACGACAAAGCGGAAAAAAUGAAAAUUGUGCAACCUAUCGUUAAAAGCCAAAUUGUCAGAAUACUACCGAUUAAUGAAAAACCAACAGACCAUGAUAAAGAGGAGGAUUUUUAGGGAAAAUUUUCUCUUGACAGGACCCGUGACAUAAAAGCAACGGAGACGCCUCCGGCUUCUCGUUUUCAUUUGAUAUGAUGUUCUUUACGAUCCCUCGUGAGCUGAUUAUUUAAAUUGAUGGACAAAAAUAUAGACAAAGAAUACAUAGGGAGUAUGCAGCGAUCCUAUUCUUCCACGCUAAGGAAAAACGACGUAUGAACAUUCGAGAGUUGUCAAGUUUCCUUUGAUGAAAUGUUUAUUUUUGAGGAAAAUAUGAAUAUUUUUCCUUGAAAUUUUCAGAAGCCUUUGAUCAAAAUACAAA